CAGAGCCCCCUCCCCCCACACCCAAUUGCUGAUUGCAAAUAUAAAUUAAGAAACAGUGUCCAAAAUCCCAGUAUCCAUACCCAAGAUUCAUCCCCAAGGAUUGCAUUAAUCUUCACUCAUGGCCUCUGCAAAUGAUCUCAAGAUUCUAUGCUUCAUCACAUUCACAAUCUCCUACCUCACCUCCAAUUAUUCAGCACAAUCUGCAGACACAUACAUAGUUCACAUGGACUCAUCAACCAUGCCCAAACCCUUCUCCAGCCACCACACCUGGUUUUCAGCCAUAGUUUCAGCCAUAUCAGAUGAUUCAGCACCGCCCCCCACCACCACCAAUAAGCUUAUCUACAGUUACACUAGCUCCAUCCAUGGAUUCAGCGCAAUUCUCACUCCUUCUGAGCUUGAAUCCCUAAAGAAUACCCCUGGAUACCUUUCCUCCACUCCAGACUUUCCUCUUAAGCUCCACACCACCCACACUCCCCAGUUCCUUGGCCUGAGCUAUGAUAAUGGAGCGUGGCCGGCUUCAAGUUAUGGAGACGGUGUCAUCAUUGGCGUGGUUGAUACCGGAGUCUGGCCUGAAAGUGAGAGUCUGAAGGAUAAUGGAAUGAGUGAAGUCCCAGCAAGAUGGAAAGGAGAGUGUGAGACUGGCACCCAGUUCAAUUCCUCCCUCUGUAACAAGAAACUGAUCGGAGCCCGGUUUUUUAACAAGGGUUUUACAGCCAAUAACCCUAAUUCAAACACUGUAAUGAGCUCGUGUCGCGAUGCAGAUGGACAUGGAACACAUACUUCUUCCACCGCUGCAGGCAGCUUCGUCAAUGGUGCGUCCUAUUUUGGAUAUGGGAGUGGGGUCGCUAGCGGCCUGGCGCCGCGAGCUCAUCUAGCCAUGUACAAAGUAGUUUGGAAUCUAAGCCAGGUUUACUCGUCAGAUGUUCUUGCUGCAAUAGACCGAGCGAUUCAAGAUGGUGUUGACAUCCUGUCCUUGUCCUUGGGGCUAGGAGGGAGCCAACUCAAUGAAAACCCCAUUUCAAUAGCCUGCUUCACAGCUAUGGAGAAGGGAAUUUUUGUAGCAGCAUCAGCUGGAAAUUCAGGGCCACUGUUUGGCACCAUAGAAAAUGGAGCACCAUGGCUGGUAACAGUUGGGGCUGGUACCAUAGACAGAGAAUUCCACGGCGUCUUGACUUUGGGAGAUGGGGUUAGAAUCUCUUUCCCUUCUUUGUAUCCUGGGGAUUGUUCUCCUAAGGCUAAACCCCUUGUUUUUCUAGAUGGAUGUGAAAGUAUGGAGAUUCUGGAGAGGGUUCAGGACAAGAUUGUUGUCUGCAGAGAUGGUCUGAUGAGUAUUGAUGAUCAGAUUGAUAAUGUAAGAAACUCAAAAGUUCUGGCAGCAGUCUUCAUCUCUAACUUCUCCUUCUCGGAUUUCUACACCCGCAGCGAGUUCCCAGCAGCGUUCAUUGGCAUCAUGGAUGGCAAAACCGUCAUAGAUUAUAUAAACAAGAGCAGUGAUCCAAUAGGAAGUACGGAAUUUCAGAAGACAGCUCUUGGUACCAAGCCAGCACCAAAGGUGGAUGCUUAUAGCUCUAGAGGGCCAUUUGCAUACUGCCCAAGUGUGUUGAAGCCUGAUAUUCUAGCUCCUGGCACAUCAGUACUGGCCUCUUGGUCACCAUUAAGUCCAGUUUUCGCCGGUCAUGACCGGCAAUGGUUUGGCAGCUUCAACAUCCUGUCAGGGACAUCCAUGGCAGCUCCUCAUGUGGCGGGCGUUGCGGCAUUGGUUAGAGCUGCACACCCUGAUUGGAGCCCAGCCGCGAUCCGGUCUGCCAUCAUGACUACUACAACUGAUUCAAUGGACAAUACCAUGAACCCCAUAAAAAAUAAUCUUAACCUGAACUCCCCAGCCACCCCACUAGACAUGGGAGCUGGGCUCAUCAACCCCAACAAGGCACUUGAACCUGGACUCAUCUACAAUGCCACUGCCCAAGACUACAUAAACCUUCUCUGUGGAAUGAAGCUCACAAAGAGGGAAAUUCAAGUCAUCACAAGGGCAUCCUCCCACAAGUGUUUGAACCCUUCUCUGGAUCUCAACUACCCUUCUUUCAUUGCCUACUUCAAUGAUGUGGGUUCAUCGCCAAAUGAACCAAUUGUACAAGUAUUUUCAAGGACUUUAACCAAUGUUGGAGAAGGUGGGUCAAGCUAUACUGCAAAGCUCACUCCUAUGGAAGGGUUGAAGGUGAAGGUAGUGCCAAGGAAACUGGUGUUCAGUCACAAGUAUGAGAAGCUGAGCUACAAGCUUAUUUUAGAGGGCCCAAAGUGGAUGGAAGAGGAUGUGGUUCAUGGGCAUUUGAGUUGGGUUUCUAGUGAUGGGAAGUAUAUGGUGAGGAGUCCAAUAGUGGCCACAAGCAUCAUUCUUGGUGACCCUUAAGGAUAAGUGCUUUUUGGCUAGCUUUCCAUGAUCACUAUGUAGAAGUACAUGAAUGUUUUGGUCAUUUUCACCAAAUAGCAUAGCCAUGAGUGCUGUGUGGUCUACCAUCGCUAUGUUGAAGUAAAUAAAUGUCCCCCCUUUACCAUGA
Messenger RNA from Vitis riparia (riverbank grape), 2555 nucleotides. RefSeq names its product subtilisin-like protease SBT1.9. The record is from RefSeq and is a predicted model, not a curated record. Lineage: Eukaryota; Viridiplantae; Streptophyta; Magnoliopsida; Vitales; Vitaceae. Bases 119 to 2407 code for a protein of 762 amino acids. Gene Ontology annotation, biological process: proteolysis. The transcript has a single exon. Gene Ontology annotation, molecular function: serine-type endopeptidase activity.